CAAUGUCCAACACACAACGACGACAUCAUCAGCAAAGCAAAUAUUCCCACUUUUCCCAUUUCCAGAAGCACAAACAAAGACGCAACUUUUUUUAGAGAGAGAAACAGAGGAGAGAGAGUUUUUGAGAGAGAGAGAGAGAGAGGGUGUUUGGAUAAUUGGGUGACAGCAGCAACAUGAACCAGAAGGCUAGCGUUUCAAAAGAGCUUAAUGCCAAACACAGAAAGAUAUUGGAGGGUCUUCUUAAACUACAAGAUAACAGAGAAUGCGCAGACUGCAAAACCAAAGCUCCACGAUGGGCCAGCGUGAAUCUUGGUAUCUUCAUAUGCAUGCAAUGUUCAGGGAUCCACAGGAGUCUUGGGGUACAUAUAUCACAGGUGAGAUCUGCCACUUUGGAUACAUGGCUCCCAGAGCAGGUUGCGUUUAUCCAAUCUAUGGGAAACGAUAAAGCGAAUAGUUAUUGGGAAGCCGAGUUGCCUCCUAAGUAUGACAGAGUUGGAAUCGAGAAUUUCAUUCGAGCAAAGUAUGAACACAAAAAAUGGGUUCCUAGGGAUGGAAAAGCGAAAUCACCUGCGAGGGUGAGUGAGGCAAUGACUUCCGUUUAUAGAGCGAGACCUGAAACUAGUACUCAACAUGUCCAUUUGAAAAAGAUGGAACAGUUUUCUGAGGAGCAGAAAGGUGGUCGUACACACAGUACAAAUAACUUGACCACGCAGCAGAUCAGUCAUGAUCCAAAACAACUAGAACUUGUGCAGAAACCAAAACAACAAGAACUUGUGCAGAAACCAAAACAACAAGAACUUGAUCAGAAACCUAAACCACAAGAACUUGCACAGGAACCAAAACCAGUAGUCUUGAAAGUUGAACCAGCAAGUGAGGCAGGUAGUGUUAGGCCCGUUUCGGUACCAGUUAAAGUGGAUUAUGCUACUCAUUUGUUCAAUUUGCUAUCCAUGGAGGAAGCUAUAGAAAAUGACUCGGUGAUACCUGCCAAUACGAAUACAUUGGCUAGUAACCAGGCAGUUGAAACAAAGUUGACAGAAGAGAAAAGUAAAAGGCCAGAAUCAUCCGAAAGCAAGAUUCUACCAAAAUAUGGUGGUCUCGAGGAUUUAUUUGUACAUCCAACCCCCGACACUCAACCGUUUUUAAUGAAACCUCAGAAUUAUGUGCAGAAUGACCUUAUGAACUUAUUCAAGAAGUCCAGCGUGGCUUCUCCAUCCUCUGUGCAUCAGCAGCAACUUGCAAUGACAUCCCAACAACAAGCAUUACCCAUGGCGACUGUGGUGAAAUCUAGUGGAUCCCAUUCCGCUCCUGCAUACAUACAACCUGGCUCCCAUUCUAUCCAGCUCUUAGCUGCCCGAAAUGGGCAAAGCAUUGGUCGCCAAGUUCCUGGAUACCUGGUACCUGUUCAUCCACAACAUUAUCCUCAGAUUGGAAACAGCCAUCAUACACGUCCAGUAGGGAAUACAGUUCCUUUCCAAACAUCAAGCAUGUACAGGACUAGGCCAGUAACUUCAAUUAAUGGUGUCACAAACAUCAGAGCUAACGGAUUUUCAUCAGCGUCACCAAUAUCUUCUUUCCCUUCAACUAAGUCAGGAAGCGAUUUUGAUUUCUCAUCAUUAACUCAAGGAUUGUUUACCAAACGGUGAGCAGUUGAUCCUGCUGCGAGUAAAACGAGCCACUUUAAUCAAUAGUAUUUUAGAUGAUUCCUUCAUAAGAUGUUGAUUUCAAUUGUAUCAGAAGGCCUGUCUCAAUAAAUUUGGGUUCGUAUUGCGUGGAAUGAAUUCACCUUCUUUUAGUUGCUUGUAAUUAGGCCUUUUCAUCUUUGUUAAAUGACGAAAGCUAGGAUUAAACGUGUUCAUCCCAGCACACGAGGUCAUGUUCAUUCCCUUCCCCUUUAUAGAGAUCAAGAUUGAUUAAAUACGAUUCAUAUUUGUUUUA
Pyrus x bretschneideri (Chinese white pear) is the source of this 1935-nucleotide messenger RNA. Its product is annotated as ADP-ribosylation factor GTPase-activating protein AGD5. Lineage: Eukaryota; Viridiplantae; Streptophyta; Magnoliopsida; Rosales; Rosaceae. The record is from RefSeq and is a predicted model, not a curated record. The transcript is spliced from 11 exons. The coding region runs from base 174 to 1643 and encodes 489 amino acids. Gene Ontology annotation, molecular function: GTPase activator activity.